This is a messenger RNA of Carcharodon carcharias (great white shark), 3361 nucleotides long. RefSeq names its product cyclin-dependent kinase 6 (gene cdk6). Gene Ontology annotation, biological process: regulation of G2/M transition of mitotic cell cycle; regulation of gene expression; protein phosphorylation. Lineage: Eukaryota; Metazoa; Chordata; Chondrichthyes; Lamniformes; Lamnidae. The transcript has 8 exons. The record is from RefSeq and is a predicted model, not a curated record. Gene Ontology annotation, cellular component: cytoplasm; nucleus; cyclin-dependent protein kinase holoenzyme complex. Gene Ontology annotation, molecular function: cyclin-dependent protein serine/threonine kinase activity; cyclin binding; ATP binding. The coding region runs from base 325 to 1302 and encodes 325 amino acids.
GCGCGGCGCUGUCUUUCCCCCUCCUCCCCGGGUACAGUGGAUGUGGGAGGGAAAUCCUGUGGGAAACGGAGGGAUUCAGAGGCUAAUCGAUGACCCCCCUCCUCCUCUUCUCUCCUUCUCGUCCUCCGCGCCCCCACAAUUGAAAUUGAAGUCCAAGUGACUGACGGAAAGUAAUAGACUAUUAUUGGAAGUUUGAUCAGAGCUGCUUCGGGAGAUUAUUUGUUUAAGCAGGCGGCUCUCUGACUGCCUAUGUGAUUGGCCCGAAUAUCCAAACUUGUUUCCGUCUAUGUGUGAGAGACAGCGCGGGGAUCCGAGGUUGGGACUAUGGAGGGGAAAGAGGCCAGUUUUUCUGACCGCUAUGAGCCGGUGGCCGAGAUCGGGGAAGGGGCGUACGGCAAGGUUUACAAGGCCAGAGACAGGGACAACGAAGGUCGCUUCGUGGCUCUGAAGAAAGUGCGAGUUCAGACCGGGGAAGAAGGGAUGCCUCUCUCCACCAUCCGGGAGGUGGCUGUACUGAGGCAACUGGAGUCCUUUGAGCAUCCCAACGUGGUCAGGUUGUUUGAUGUAUGCACUGUGUCUCGAACAGACCGAGAGACAAAAUUGACUCUUGUUUUCGAACAUGUUGAUCAAGAUUUGACUACCUAUUUGGAGAAAGUCCCAGCGCCAGGAGUACCCCCAGAAACAAUUAAGGAUAUGAUGUUUCAGCUGCUUCGUGGACUAGACUUCCUUCAUUCACAUCGUGUGGUUCAUCGAGACUUGAAGCCCCAAAAUAUUCUUGUAACCAGCAGUGGCCAAAUCAAGCUGGCUGAUUUUGGCUUGGCACGCAUUUAUAGUUUUCAGAUGGCACUUACCUCAGUGGUUGUCACUUUGUGGUACCGGGCACCAGAAGUUCUGCUGCAGUCUAGUUAUGCUACGCCUGUUGACCUAUGGAGUGUUGGCUGCAUAUUUGCAGAAAUGUUCCGUCGAAGUGCCCUUUUCCGUGGUAAUUCAGAUAUUGAUCAAUUAGGAAAAAUUUUUGACGUACUUGGUCUUCCAAAUGAGGACGAUUGGCCUCGUGACGUGGCCCUACCAAGAGAUGCAUUUUCGACAAGAUCUCCACAACCAAUACAGGAUUUAGUACCAGAAAUAAAUGAACCAGGGAAAGACCUGCUGCUGAAAUUUCUAACGUUUAACCCAGAGAAGAGAAUAUCUGCUUUCAGUGCACUGUCCCAUCAAUAUUUUAUGGACCAUGAGAAAUACACUGAGAAUCAGAACUUGUGUUCAUCUCCAAACCAAUCGUCUUCAGAGGGGAACACAGCUUAAAAUCUACCGAUAGUGGACAAGGCUCCGAGAUGUGCUGAUUGGUUUUUUUAGCGUAUUUUUAUUUGUCAAGCAUUGAAUUCUUGAUCAGACAUUCUUGCAAAGAUUACUUGACAAAUCAAGUAUUUUACAAUAUGACACAAUCUCAUCCAUAUGCUGCUUCUGAAACGUGUCCUACUUGUGCUUUCUUGAUUUUAAUAGCCCAGUGGAGGUUUACUCUGAAUGAAACAAUGCAAAAACUAUUGCAGCUCCCCCACCACUCCCUCCCCCAGGAAAUUUCUGGACUCAGUUAGCUGCUGUCUAUUCACAAAUGCUGCAAAAUCUUGUUAUCCAAAUGUGGAGUGCUGCAAAUGUGAAAUAUUUGGAAGAUGGAAUAAAGUCACUGCCAAACCUACCGAAUAAAGUCACUGCCAAACCUGCCAGUUUUUUUUUCCAGCUGCUAAGGCCAGAAUUCAACAUUAAAGCAAAGUACAUACUAAAUCUGCUAACUGACGAAUGUAGUUACUAAAUGUUGUUUGAAAAAUACACCAUUAAAAGUGAAAUGUAUUUCUUCAGCCAUCGUCCAUGGUGCUGUGAACAUUUGGAUAUCAAGAAUCUUCUGUAUCAACAAAUGUGGAAAGAAGAAUCCACUGAAGAGGUUGCUUAUGUGCUUUUUACACAGCUUGUUUGCUGUGGCAUUAGCAGUAACAAAAGAUUUUAAAAGCAAAGUCAAAAUUUAAAGAACUGCUACAUGUUUUUCAAACAAAGAAAGAUUUUAGAAAAAUCAAGACUACUUUUUUGCAUUUAUAAAAGUUGCUUGUUUUAGAUGGUAUUUUUAUAUAUGCUGCAACAGAAGACAAAGCAGAGCUACGGUGAAUUUGGAAUAUAUAUGUUUAGAAUUAUAAAAUGCUUAACACAUAUCAGUAUGUUUAAAUGCAAAGUGAAGAAGCUAGUGAAUGGAUCACAUCAAUUUUCAGUUUGUGAUGCUUUUCGAAUCUCACAGGAACACUCCUCAUACCUUGUAUCUUCGGAACUUUACGAUGAAGACGCAUGUGUUCAAUUUGGGGUUGCCACCAUUUGCCGAAUCUAAAACCUGAUAGUCAUGUUUUAGGGGCAGAGUUAGCGUGAUGUGAUCCUUGUUCUUUUGUUGACGAAAUUCAAUGGAAACUUGAAUAGGCUUGGUAACUGAUUCUUGCAUAUAAAAACACAGAAUUAUAAUGAAAAAAUGAAUUUCUGUGUAAAAAUCUGACUUUUUGUCACAAGUUUACAUUUUGUAAAUUGCCAGAAACUCCACUGUUAAAGCAGACUGUCUGGGGCAAACUGGAUGGGUGGCAUCACUAGUCAAACUGCAAUGUUACAGAUGAGUGGAUAAGUACCCCAUCAUAGAUGAAUCAUUGUGGUGUGAUACAGCACUGAUUAAAUGAUCUAGUCCAAUGCAUAUUAGUAUCUUCCUUAUAAACUGUACUGUAGCAGUUGUGCUCAAGUAGAAAACUAUCUGCUUCGGAUGACUCUGAUAAUAUAGAUUUAUAAUCAAAGUGCUUGUAUUUAGGAUAUAAACCUGGAUGAAUGUUGAAGCAAAUUAAGAAACUAUUUCAUAUAGUAGCUAAUAUUUGUAUUUGCCUUUAAGACAGUCAUACUUUAGUAAGGUAUCAUUAAUGGAUGGCCUUAUGAACUGUGUAUUAUAAAAUGGUGCAAGAAAAUAAGUAACAUCCAUUAUAAAUCAAAACUUUGCAGUUUACAAAAACUAAAGCAUGGUGAGAAGGGUAUAUUUACUUCGAUAAUUUAUUAUGAAUAAAGAGGGUUUAACAUGUUAAAGUAACACAAUAUUGCAAGGGACUUUUACAUAAAACAAGUUGUGUUACUAGUCUUGGUGUUUUAAUGAUUGAUGAAAAGCAAACUGAUAAAAUACUGAUUAGAAUGCGUAUUAGGAUAGAGUUCGGUGUUGAUGAGGUACAUCUCUAACCUCAACAACUAUAAUAUGAAUAUAUGUUCAGGCUCGUAUUAGUGCAAACGAAUAUUGUGCACAAAUUCAAUCUGUAAAUACUGCUCAAAAAUACAUAAAAUAAAGGGGAUAAUUUUUUAA